AUGCGAAACAUUCAACUUCGUCGAUUUUCCACUCUGAUAAUCGUACCACCUCACAGAACCCCAACCAGGAGGCCAUUCGUUCCCAUACCUCACCGAACCCUUCCCGAACCUCGAGGCCAGGAUCUGGACUUUAUCACCGUCGCUCGCCGCCACGUCAUCAACUCCCACUGGGAAAAGCUUCACCCUUUAUGCCCCUUUCUCACACCCUUCCGUCUCAAACACCUCCUCCUCACCCUCCAAAACGACCACGUUUUGUCCCUCAAGCUCUCCCAAUGGCUCCUCCAACACCACCCCUCCACCCACACCCUCGAAACCCUCUCCAUCCUCCUCCACACUCUCGCCAAACACCGCCAAUUCAAAACCAUCCAAACCAUCCUCACAAAAAUCCUCGCUUCUCACCCUCCCCAAAACCUCUCCCACUCCCUCUUACACUCCUACCCUCUCUGCAACUCUUCCCCUCUCGUCUUCGAUGCCCUCUUCAAAACACUCGCCCACACCAAUAAAUUCCGCAGUGCCACCCUCACUUAUACCCUAAUGAAGGAACACGGCUUCUCCCUCACUGUUGAAUCCUGCAACGCGUUUUUAAGUUCUCUGCUUCGCCUUCGCAGGGCGGAUAUUGCUCUGUCGUUUUACCGGGAGAUGCGUCGUUCUUACGUUUCGCCCAAUGUCUACACUCUCAACAUGGUUAUUCGCGCUCAUUGCAUGUUGGGGGAAGUGCAAAAGGGCUUUGAGAUUUUCCAGAAGAUGGGGGACAUGGGUUUGAGUCCUAAUGUUGUGUCUUUCAAUACUUUGAUUUCGGGGUAUUGUAACAAGGGACUGUUUGGCUUGGCGUUAAAGGUUAAAUCUUUGAUGGGGGAUAAUGGAGUGCAGGCUAAUGUGGUUACUUUUAACACUCUAAUUAAUGGGUUUUGUAAGGAGAGGAAGUUGCAUGAGGCAAAUAGGGUUUUCAAUGAGAUGAAGGUGGCUAAUGUGGCUCCGAAUGUUGUGACUUAUAAUACUUUGUUGCAUGGGUAUGGUCAGGUUGGAGAUAGUGAAAUGGGUGGGAAGGUUUAUGAGGAGAUGGCGAGGAAUGGGGUUGAUGCUGAUAUUUUAACUUAUAAUGCAUUGAUUUUGGGGUUGUGUAAGGAUGGGAAGACAAAGAAGGCUGCAGGGUUUGUGAGGGAGCUUGAUAAGAAGAACUUGGUCCCCGAUGCGAGUACUUUUUCUGCUCUUAUUACUGGGCAGUGUCUGAGGAACAAUUCUGAGCGUGCCUUUCUUAUUUAUAGGAGCAUGGUGAGGAGUGGUUGUAAUCCAAAUGAGCAUACUUUUCAGAUGUUGAUAUCUGCUUUUUGCAAGAAUGAGGACUUUGACGGGGCUGUGCAGGUUUUGAGGGACAUGCUGGGCAGAUUGAUGUGUCCAGAUUCCAGUACGUUAUCUGAGCUCUAUCAUGGACUUUGCAGGUGUGGGAAAAAUCAGUUGGCAUUGGCACUGUGUAGUGAGAUGGAAGGGAGGCGUCUAUUGCCAGAGGGGUUUGACAAAGAAAAAAUAUUCAUCACCCAUCCUGAAAAGGAGACAAGUAACUAA
Molecule: messenger RNA, 1563 nt
Organism: Sphenostylis stenocarpa
Lineage: Eukaryota; Viridiplantae; Streptophyta; Magnoliopsida; Fabales; Fabaceae
Source: the annotation of a GenBank genome assembly